AUGGCGUCUCGCAUAUUUGAGCCAAAAGACUACACGGUGGGAUGGGUGGGUGCGCUGCCCGUAGAGCUUGCAGCUGCUUCACAAAUGCUGGAUGAGGAGCACCCAGAGCUUCCCCAUGAUCCGAAUGAUAACAACAUUUACACCCUCGGGCGAAUCGGCAGCCACAAUGUUGUCAUUGCGUGUCUUCCUGCUGGCCAGUUUGGGCCAACCUCGGCUGCCGCCGUUGCCGUCCAGAUGAAGUCAAAGUUCCCAGCGAUACGCUUUGGGCUGAUGGUGGGCGUUGGAGGAGGUGUCCCUGGCCCUGUUGAGAUCCGACUCGGUGAUGUGGUUGUCAGUCAGCCGUCUGCGGACCACGGCGGAGUGGUGCAGUAUGACUCUGGGACGGCGACGGCAUCAGGUCUCAGACGCAAGGGCUUUUUGAAUGCUCCACCGGCUAUUCUUCUAAACGCCGUGAGCAAACUGCGUGCAAACCAUAUGAGGAACCGCAGCAGGGUCUCGCAGUAUCUAUCUUCAUUCGAGGAUAUCCCUCGAUUUCAGCGGGAGCAUGCCGGAGUUGACUGGCUUUUCUCUUCUCAAUAUACCCAUGUUGAAGGUCCUACUUGUGAUGCUUGCAGUAAGAAUCACCUCAUCAUGCGAACACCGCGAGAGAACGAGAGUGUUGAAAUUCACUAUGGAACUAUUGCUUCAGGUAACCAGGUCAUCAGAAGUGGCAUCACCAGAGACCAGUUGAGUACAGAGCUGGGCGGCGUGCUUUGUUUCGAGAUGGAAGCUGCGGGCUUGAUGAAUGGCUUCCCUUGCAUUGUCAUCCGGGGAAUCUGCGACUAUGCCGAUUCCCAUAAGAACAAGAAUUGGCAGCCAUACGCUGCUGCAACCGCUGCUGCUUACGCAAAAGACUUGUUGUCUGUUAUACCGGCAUCCGAUGUGAUGGAAGCAUUCUCUGUGCCGAGGAGUCAGGCAUCACUGCAUUAUGAACCGCCCAUUCUUUCUGCAGGCCAGACGCUGGGUCUCAACAAGCCUGAAAAGAAAAACACGAUUAGCAAGUCUGAUAUUGCAAAGCUGAGCCAAGUGGCGUACACGCUUUACAGUACCCUACGCGGUAGUGAGGAAGCACAAUCUAUUCUCGGGCUUUCUGAUGACCUCUUUGGACUCCACUGCUCACUUAAUCACAUUUCCAGAUACAUCGGUGGAGAUUUUAAGCCAGAUGAGAACAGCAGGUGGCAAACAAGCAACAUUUUCAAGCGACCUGAUGUUUUGAUGAAUCGCUGCGGUGAUUUAUUGGAGGGGAUCCAAAAGACCCUCAAUGGUUGUCAGGGGCCAGAGGAAUUUCUUAACGACUGGGUGGACUUGAAAGAGGUGCAUAGUACGCCUGGUGAUAUGCCAAAACAGACCAAAGCCACCCUGGUGCAAGCCGAGAUACAAUGGUUGGCCUCAUCUAUGGACAUCCUGCUUGACGGACUGUUACGGUCAAACCAACCGAAGAUAAAUGGUGAGAGUGGGAAACCUGUACCAGCAGUAUAUGGAGCGCAAGUAACGGAGCCGUCAUCGAAAUCUGGACAGCAUAUACAGAAACGAUUUGGUCCUACAACCGUGCAAGACGAUCUGGCAAGGACAGGUAACAAACCACCGAUAAUUCCAGGUAAGAACCUAGUAUCCAUGAGCCGUUUCGAUAUCACUAAUGGGUCCCCAGAAACCAAAUUUCAAUACCAACCUACAGUUCCUGGAAUAGGGAUGAAUGCAUUCGCGUUGUUUGCGACUGAGCGUAAUACAGGCCGGACUCACAGUCCUCAAGUUCCUGCAUAUAGGACCACGGAUUUCCGAGUCCCUCGCAUACAGUAUAGAGAUAUGGACUUUCCGGUCCUGUCUCAUCCAACGCCGCCUCCCAUCUGGAUUAGCACUGUUCAGUCACAACUCAAUGCAUGGGAGUCCACGGCGGCGUCUUCAACACAGGAAAAGCGUAGUCGACGGAGAUCUGCAGUCAAUGCAUUGGUUUCACUGAAUUCUCAUAUCGGAUCAAUUGCAGAUGUGCAUCAGAGACGCCAGUUUCGCGAGCAACUGGAGCACCAUGGCCUGACCGAGGUUCUCCAAAGGAUGAAAGCAGCAGUGGGGGAGUUAGUUCUGUUGGAAAAGGAAGUUGGAGUAUAUUUUGAUGAUAAAGCAGAUGAUAGCAGAGCCAGUUAG
This is a messenger RNA of Aspergillus versicolor CBS 583.65, 2178 nucleotides long. Its product is annotated as 5'-methylthioadenosine/S-adenosylhomocysteine nucleosidase family protein. Gene Ontology annotation, biological process: nucleoside metabolic process. Lineage: Eukaryota; Fungi; Ascomycota; Eurotiomycetes; Eurotiales; Aspergillaceae. Gene Ontology annotation, molecular function: catalytic activity. The coding region runs from base 1 to 2178 and encodes 725 amino acids. The transcript has a single exon. The record is from RefSeq and is a predicted model, not a curated record.